This is a messenger RNA of Sparassis crispa, 321 nucleotides long. RefSeq lists its product with no specific name. The record is from RefSeq and is a predicted model, not a curated record. Bases 1 to 321 code for a protein of 106 amino acids. The transcript has 3 exons. Lineage: Eukaryota; Fungi; Basidiomycota; Agaricomycetes; Polyporales; Sparassidaceae.
AUGCCAUCAACGUCCAUGCUACGAGGGUUGCAGCUCAGGGCACCUCGGAGCCUGCCCAGCUUCAGGCGCUAUGCCUCGCACAGCCACGGCCCACACUUCAACCAACCCAGCGGUUACAUAUUCGGCGAGAAGCCACUUCCACCAGGCCAGAAGCGUAAGCGUGAGGAUUGGGAGCUGCUGUGGUACAUUGGAAUGUUCGGUUCGAUGGCAUUCGCUGCCGUGUUUUUGUACUACAAGCCAGAUACCAGUCUCCAGACGUGGGCUUACAACGAGGCGAAGGUGCGGAUGGAGGCACGAGGCGAGAAGACUGACUACCCGUAG